This is a messenger RNA of Microthlaspi erraticum, 309 nucleotides long. Lineage: Eukaryota; Viridiplantae; Streptophyta; Magnoliopsida; Brassicales; Brassicaceae. The record is from the annotation of a GenBank genome assembly.
AUGUGGAAUGAUACUAUUGGGUUUGGUGGGAGAGUGAUUGUGACAAGCAGAAACGAGAGAUUGGCUAAGAAGAUAGUCGGAGAAGAAGAGAAUGUGCUGCGUUUGUUUCCGAGAUCCGAUGCAGAGAGCGUGUGGGAGAUUUACAGCGAUGCAGUACUUGGAGCACCCAUGAAAGUGAAUCCGAGGUAUCCAGGGAGAUUCAAACAAGAGCUUAUGGAUAAGUCUUGUGGUGUUCCUUUGGCUGCUCGAAUGUUGUCCAAGCUUGAGCCUGUGAAAGUGGAUGAAACCGGGGGAGACAUGGAGAAGUAG